Messenger RNA from Aspergillus calidoustus, 4137 nucleotides. The record is from the annotation of a GenBank genome assembly. Lineage: Eukaryota; Fungi; Ascomycota; Eurotiomycetes; Eurotiales; Aspergillaceae.
GCUCCAACUUUCUUUUCCUCCCCUUCUACCUUUGCAAAACCAUCGAUCUCGGAGCCCUGACAUCUACUAUUUUUCCAAGGAUGCGAUGCCGAAACCAGAAAAAGAACACGCAGACUACACGGUCGCGUGGAUCUGCGCUUUGCCUCUCGAGGCCGCAGCUGCGCGAACGAUGCUCGACAAAACUCACUCCACCCUUCCCCAACCCGCGACCGACCAGAACGUCUAUACCUUAGGAGAACUCUCCGGUCGGAACGUCGUUAUCGCUUGCCUGCCUUCCGGGGUCUAUGGCACUGUGUCCGCUGCCGUCGUGGUUUCCCAACUUCUAGCGACAUUCACAAACAUAAGCUUCGCGCUGCUGGUUGGGAUCGGAGGAGGAAUUCCUCGAACGGUCAAUAAUGAUAUGCGGCUCGGGGAUAUCGUGGUCAGCAAGCCGACGUCAGAGGGGACAAGCGGGGUAAUUGCCUACGAUUCUGGGAAAAGGGUAGCAUAUGAUGGGGAUUUGCAGCUGUCUGCGGUGCUCAAUCGACCGCCACAACUCUUGCUCAAUACCAUAUCGCGGCUUGAAGCUGACACUCUGACUGGGAACUCACUCGGACUUCGCGAAAUAAUCGCUUCCAAGUGCGAAACCUAUCCAAACAUGGCAGAGCAGUAUCUACAACCUGACAGGACGACCGACUAUCUGUUUGAAGCGGACUAUUCCCAUUUAUCUGGCGCAUCGGAAUGUGACACUUGCGACCCGAAUCACCUCGUCAAUCGCCCAACCAGGAAGACUGACGAACCGCGAGUGCAUUAUGGAACGAUCGCAUCGGGGAACCAGCUGAUCCGAGACGCCGCAAGCCGUGACCGUCUCGGGGAGAAAUAUGGCGCAUUAUGUUUCGAGAUGGAAGCAGCCGGUAUGAUGAACCAGCUUCCCUGUCUAGUCAUCCGUGGAAUAUGCGACUUUUGCGACUCGCACAAGUCAAAAGCAUGGCAGGGAUACGCUGCGAUGACGGCUGCAGCGUACGCAAAGACUUUGCUGUCUAGAUUGCCGAUGGUUGUGGACAAUAGUCCAGGUGGUAGUAAACCAGAACCUGUCUUCAUGGUACAAUUUGGCCGCAAUCCGCGAUUCCUCGGCCGCGAAGCCGAGCUUUCGAGACUCGAGGCAAUGGUUUUGGGUGGAGACCGUGUGACGCAAAAGGCAGCCAUCUCGGGCUUGGGUGGUGUGGGAAAGACACAGAUUGCCUUAGAGCUCUCAUAUCGACUCCGUCAGCGCGAGACCCCAUAUUCCAUCUUUUGGAUCUCAUCGACCAGUGCCGAGACGCUGGAGCAAGGUUUCGUCCAGAUGGCGAAUCGACUUGGGUUGGGGGGCAGGAAUUCGAAGGAUAUCAGAGCAAGAGUGGUCCGGCAUUUAAGCUCCGAAUCAGCUACACCAUGGAUACUUAUCAUUGACAACGCGGACGACAUGGAGUUGUGGCCACCUUUAGUGAUCAAGGAGGCGAUCCCAGUGUCCGAGCACGGAUUCACGCUGUUCACGACGCGGAAUCAUCAAUUGGCCAUUAGGCUUGUUGGGCCCAAUGUUAUCCGUGUGGCUGAGAUGGACCCUCCGCUCGCAAGCACCUUACUAAAAAGUGUCCUCUACGACAACUCCAAAGCCAACGACAUAUCGGCACUUGCACUGGCAGAGCAUCUUCACGCUCUACCUCUGGCUAUCAUUCAGGCUGCAAGCUAUAUCAACGAGAACCAGAUUUCUAUUGACACGUACCUUUCGCUACUCGAGAAUACAGAAGACUCCAUGGUUGAGCUGCUCAGCGAGGAUUUCGGCGAUGAAUGGCGAUACGCUGAUAUCAAAAACCCCAUUACGUCGACGUGGCUCGUUUCGUUCAAUCAGGUGGAGCGCCUGAAUCCUCAGGCCAGUGAUUAUCUAUCAUUCAUGUCAUGCCUUGGCUCUGCUAGCAUACCGAUAUCUCUACUUCCAACUGCAGACUCGAAGAUCAAGCAACAGAGCGCAUUGGGUCUUUUGAAAGCGUACCACUUCAUCACUGAACAUUCGGAUUACGCCUCGCAGAUUUUCACUCUUCAUCGGCUUGUUCGGCUAGCAACAAGAAACUGGCUCAGGGCACAUGGUAAUCUUGACAACUGGGUUACACGGGCCGGUCGGCGGUUGGGUGCUGUUUUCCCGUCCGCCGAGCAAAAGAAUCGAGCCUUGUGGCGACCCUAUCUACCUCAUGCCCUAUAUGUCCUUGACUGUGAAGAGUUUCAGGCGAAUACGACAGAUCGGGACCACCUAAAGUUCACUGUUGCGCGAACCCUAUGGCGGGACGAGAGGUACUCGGAAUGCAUACCACUAUUUAAAGAACUAUAUCAAGAGUGGAAGGACCGAUUGGGAAUCGAGGAUGAAGAUACUCUUUUGGCAAUGGAGUGGGCCUCUAUCGCAUUGGCUGACACGCAGCAGUGGAAGGAGGCUGAGACACUCCAGGUAGAAUUACAGGAUGUCCGCCAACGAAUCCUGGGCCCCGACAAUGCCCUGGUAUUGAAAGGCUUUGGACGACUGGCAAGGAUGUACAGGUAUCAGGGACGACUGCAGGAGGCCUUUGACCUUGGCACAGAAGUCGUACGAAAGAUGCGAUCGCUUUACGGAGAUGCCGACGCAUAUACAUUGGAUGCAAUAAUGAACCUCGUCGGUACCUGCCGCGAGCUUUCUACCGAUAUGGAAGAUCUGAUUGAUGGGCUGCGGGCAGCUAUCAAGUCUCUUGCCCCUGAAGCCUCUGAUAUGUCUCGAGUCACCGAAAGCUUAGCCGAGGUCUACAUCCGUCAGGGACGUCUCAAAGAAGCAGAAACAUUGCUGGAGGAGUAUCUGGAGAAAACCCCUUAUGCAGUUGAUGAACAUUCUGAUCCUAGGGGCCGCCUUGUUUCCGUAUAUAGGCGGCAGGGAAAGCAUCGCGAAGCCGAGGAGCUCGCUCAGCGGGCGUGGAAGCUGGCAGAGGCGACACUCGGUCCAGAGCAUCCUACCACGUCUUGGCGUAUGCUGGACGUGGCGACUGGGUAUCUCGAGCGAGGCAGAAUCGCAGAGGCCGAGUCCCUACAGAAGGAGGCGGUCGAGAAGAUGAAACUAGUUAUUGGCUACGGGCACGCCGACACCUUGACUGCUAUGUGGUGGCUCGCAAAGACCAAGGAAGAGCGAGGCGACAUGGCGGGAGCAGAGGAGAUCCUAGUGCAGGUCAGCAAGCUGUCAUACUCUGCAUUUGGGCAGAAUAGCCUCUUUACGCUCAAGGUUGUGAGCAAACUGAGCAGUUUCUAUUACCACCAGGAACGCUAUGUGGAGGCCGAGAAACUGGGACGAGACGCAGUUGAAGGGAGGAAGAAACUGCUGGGGGAAGACCAUCCAACGACCCUUUUGAGUAUGUGGAGACUCGCUCCCAUUUUAUACAAACAAGGCAAACUGGAGGAAAGCAUUCAGUUGCUGGAGGACUGCAACCGCCGUCAGGCUCAGAGAUUUGGACAGGAUCAUUCAGAUACUCAAAAAACCACAAGACUCCUGGCAGGGUGGAAAGAACAGCGGGAGUGGGUAGAGAUAGAGGCCUCUGAAGGACUGGCCGACCAACACGGUACUCCAACCCUUGGGGACCCUGAGGCUUCGCCUGAAAUGUCAACGAACUCUGCCAGCUCAAGCCAACCCUUGGCUCAUUCUGAGUCAGAUAACCCGACCGUCGCGCGUGGCUUUGUAGCCACUGUUCGCACGUCAGUUGGGAGGCGCUGGCGUCGUUUCGAUAGCUAGGACCUAUACAUUUGACAGUUGCAGCAACGGAGUUAUCAUUUGCAGCAUCAAAGGCCUUUGAGGACUAAGGCUCAUACAUUCAUCAUCUUGUCGUGCAUAUAUAUUCCAUAGCAUAGCCUCAUUAACCAUCCCAGAAGGGCUAUUCUGGUUUUAAUAAUACAUAUAGAUGCUGGUGGUGACUCAGUUUAGGCUUCAUUUUAUCGCGCCGUUGUGGACGUGCUUGGGUUAAUGGUUGCAGUACCAAUGUACGUACUUCUAUUAGAAGAAUAGCACGUAGGUCAGGAACAUCUGAGGGGUCAACUCAAGCAUGGAAAAGCAAAAAAUACUGCUUGAUCCACUGAUAUGGAAAUAGGAAUCAUAGUAAGCAUGGUAGUUGAUAGUUG